ACAAAAGGGACCAACGCCCCGAACGCGUACGCAUACGAGCUAGCGUACACAACAUCAUUCCCUUAGCAACUAAUGGCGGUGCGACUACCUUCUGCGGCGAUGAAGGCCAGCCCGGCUCUCAAGGGAGAGCGAAUAGUGAAAAAUCUGGUGUGCGUUUCGGGGGCGAUGAUGCUAGGCAAGGACGGGGACGCGCUGUGCCAAGCGAUGGAAACGUUUGGCACGGAGAGAAAGUUCGCUUGGGACCACACCCGCACCAUGCGGAUGGGGAUAACUGGCGCGUUCUUCGUGACGCCCGCGAGCUUCGCGUGGAACAUGUACGCCGAGCGCCUGGCCCCAGGGCGAUCGCUCCGGGCGGUGAUGACGAAGCUCGGGGUGUCCGUGGCGGUGCUUCCGCCGAUGCUGGCCGCCCAGUUCGCGUCCCUGACGCUGCUGGAGGAAGGGAAGACGAUGGGUGACGUGCGCACCAAGCUGUCGAGGGACUUCACGCCGACGCUGAAAAACGCGAUCCUCUUCUGGCCGGUGGUGAGCGUGAUAAACUCGACCUUCGUCCCGGUGCUAAGCCGGCCGGUCUUCAGCAGCUUCGUGGGCGUGUUCUGGAACGUGUACAUCUCGUACCAGGCGAACCACAACGGCAUGGAAGUCGGCGAGCUGUCCGUCGUGUACCCGGCGGAGCAGAAGGAGGAGGGGGAGGAGGAGGCGGCGGUGGUUACGGGCGCGGCGGCGAUAGCGCUGGCGGAGAAGGCGGCCGAGAAGCAGGCUAUAGCCGCCGCCACGGCCGCUGUUUUGGCGGCCGAGCAAGUGGCGGAGGUUAGCGUAGGAGCCUCGGCAAAUGCUGCGACGGGGGCGGGCGAGACAGCCGGAGGCGAGGAGAGGGUUCCUGCGGAGCCAGCCAGGAAAAAGCGGGGAAGAUUCGUGCGGAGAACCUCGGUGGUGUCCAUGUGAGGGUGCUCCUUCCCGCGCGUGUGCGUCCACUUGGCAGUUGUGCGGUGCGUUUUGGAGGAACGAGGAAUGCAGAAAUAUAUAAAGUGGUGGCGAAAGGGACCUGCAAUUCGGAAACGUCACAUUUCGAGUCGAGGCUGAUAUGGGUUCGUAGUUCUUCGUCCCUGUCGGACACAGGAGGUUGUUACGUAGAGUGUAGAGAAGGAUCCACCGCUAAGCUGUGUUUCUUGCCCCUUUUCUCUGCUUUUCGCGAACGUUUGAGCCUCUCUUUCUGAAAAAAGAAACGGCAUGGUUCUUGAUUGCUGGCGGAGCCCGUUCUAUAUUUUGGUGUGUGUGGUGUCGCACGUCCCUUUCCCUCACGAAAGAUUUUGAUGCAUGUGAAGUUGUGUGUCGCUUUCGUCACUGAUGUUACCGCUAGACUACUGUUGCGUGUGAUUGUGUUUUGUAUCUUUGCAGUCGGUGUGAUGCCUCUUUGAUGUUUAUUAGAACUCAGUCUAGAGGCUAGGUUUCGCGUCGUGCUGGUACACACCACCGAACGGAUCCCCCGAUACCAAUGGUAGAGUGCUCACUGCGAGAGAAGAUUAGAAGAGGGGAGAGGAGUACGAAGCACGUAGACAGCGGUGUACAUACAGAUGUUUGCGGGGCAAGAGACGCGCAGGUAACAGCAGUGCUAGCACCGGGUGAAAUUGACGCGUCUAACUUGGCGGCGAAACCUCCCAGCCGUCCCUAGACGAUGUGACACGUUGAUUCAACAAGAGGAAUGAGUUGUUGGCAGGGCCAGUCGUCGCGUGGUUUGUUGUGUUACUUGGCUGUGCUUUCGUGUGGUAGCCGCCGAGGGUUGGGGUAGGAGGAGAACGGGGUCGGUUGUGAGGGCCGGAGUCAGAAAGGUUGCAGGCGAAGCGCCUCGUAGAUGCUCUUUAUACCUUCUUGUCUACCGCCGCGGGCCGGCGGGUCUGGUCUCGAGGAGAACGAAGCGCGUUGUACAAGAGGGCCCCGCUCACGGUGGUCCGCGGGUAGCCAUGUCCCAUCGUACGCCUGUGUGGUUUUGACAGCACGCCGCAAACGCUGCGCACCAGCUUCGGAUGCUGGAUGUACCCGACAUACGUUGCUGCAGGCAGCACUGGUGGAGGGGGUGCGGUGCUGGCCGAUAAGCGUUGUUCGUGAUUCCGGGUGUUGCCGCCGGGGGAGCAGAUGAUGUAGAAAAACAUGUUUUGUGUCUUGCCUUUGACGGUUGUACCGAGCUCGAAGACGAUCUCCCAGUGUCGUGGGGGAGGAGCGCGCACGGCGGUCGUAGCCGUGGAAGCUGACUUGAGAAGCGAGGGGGGGCCUGUUUAGCGACUCGCGCUGCUAUAGAGGUGGCGGCGGCUACCCGUGUUUCAACCCUUUUUACAUGACAUGACGAUGGGAACUAAUAGCGGCAUACCGGUGCCGUAUCGGUGGUUCGAGUGAAAAAUUUUCAGGGCCGCACUACCGCGCCCUACCUGCGCGAGCAAGAUCUCCCGAGAUGUUUUCUUGUUAUUGCGGCACGUGGUUUCCUGAUUGGUCAGCAUCUCUUGGCGUCGCGUUACAUAGUUGGCAUCCCUUUGGCUAAGCCACUCAACGGCACCACCAAACACGAUACCUCAAUAGACACGUGUGCAAUGAUGGAAUUUCGAGAAACAACCAAACGUACGUGUAUUUGUGCCGGCACGCGACCGUGCCCACGGUCAAACACUAAUACAGGAACGAUAUGGUGGAACGGCACAU
This is a messenger RNA of Ectocarpus sp. CCAP 1310/34, 2685 nucleotides long. The record is from the annotation of a GenBank genome assembly. NCBI's taxonomy places the organism in Eukaryota, Phaeophyceae, Ectocarpales, Ectocarpaceae.